UGAAUUUGUAGAUGAACAACAAACUGGUAUAUACAGAACAGGAAAAAAUCUUGCUAGCCGAGCUCGUUAAAGAAAACAGUAGGAUUAUUGAAAAUAAAAGGACAGAUGGGGCAACAGUGGGUGACAAAAAUAAGGCCUGGGAAUUAUUAGCCAGCAGCUAUGAAUUCCCAGCCCAACAUAUUUGUUUUGCGAAGCGUAGAUCAACUUAAAAAAUUAUGGUCGAACUUGAAGCAAAGAAAACGAAAACAGUCUACAGAACUACGGCACAGCAUGCUGGCUACUGGGGGUGGUCCACCAAAAAAGCCAGCAUUUGAUCCAGUCCUUCAAGUUGUGGAAGAGGCUGUCCCAAAUUUAGAUGUUGUGGCUAGCUGUCCUUUUGAUAGUACUGCUGUGUUUGAACGAGUUAGCCCUCCUACUGUAGGUAGAUUGCCACACAAUGAUACAAAAUUUGCAGAAUCAGUGCUAAUUGAAAAGCUUUGGACUCGGAAGCUUACCCAAUCUAUUCAUCAAGAGAAAGAACUUUUUCUUCUGAAAAAAAGGGUGGCUGAAGAAGAGCUGGGUAAAAUAUCCGAAGAGCGGGAAUUGGUAAAAGUAAAGAUGUAGUUGGAAAUUAAAACGGCAAAACAUGAAGAAAAAUUGGCCGAAUUGAAGCUUGAAGUUUACAAAACAAUGAUGGAUCACUGGAACAUUAAAGUUGUCCAAAGGUUGGCGUAUGUAGUUGGAAGUCAUCCUCGCUACCAUGGAACUUUUAUUCAAACUGUUUUACUUCUGAUUGCACUUGGAUCAAUUGCUACUACUACAAGUCUGGUUAUCGCGCUGUUUAUCUAUGAAGAAAAUUUAAAAUUGUUAGAUUUUACAGAAGGCAUGCAGGCUUUGAUGUUUUGCCUACAUAUUUUGAUUAAACUUCUGUGGUUUUGCAAACAGCAUGAUAAAAUAAUCGAUUUACUAAAAGUUAGCAAACAAUUUUGGAAUGUCGAUGAACUGAUAGAGGAAGAUGAGAAAAAACAAAUUUUGAAGUAUUUGUGGUAUCUGAAAACUAUCAUGGGAUAUUUUUUAGCGUUUGCCGUACCGACGUCUUUAAUGAUUAUAUUGAGGCCGUUACUGCAACAAGGGACAUUACCGUUUAAAAGCUAUAUACCAGAAAACAAAUAUUAUUAUUAUCCAAUAGUUGUAGUUGAGCAAUAUACGAUGGUCGUCAUAUAUUGCGGUUGUAUUUCAUUUGAUGCCUUUUUCGGAUCAACAAUAGUUUUGAUGGCCAUUCAGUUUAAAAUGUUAAACAAAGAAAUUCAAAGGGUGUUAGCCAGUACACCUUUAAAUGAAAAAGAUCAACUAUUAGUACGAAAGAAAUUAAAAAGAUGUAUAGAACAUCACAAUUUUUUGCUAAAUUUUGUUAAAAAGAUUAACAAUACUAUAUCUCUUGGACUGCUUUUAUAUAUUGGAGUUAUUAUACUAUCAAAUUGUGUGGAAUUUUUCGCUAUUGUAAGUGGUCAACCAAUUAAUGAAUUUGUCAAAAGUCUAUUCUACAUUAUAAGCCUGACUAAUCAAUUUGUGGCUUACUAUAUAGUUCCUGGGCAACUUCUUACGGCAGAGGCAGAAAAAAUGGAGAAAGUAGCUUUUGAAAGCCAAUGGUAUAGAAAUUUAAAAUUCAAUAAACCAAUCAUUAAUAUGAUCAGCUGUAUGGGCCAGAGAAAAGUUCAUGUUCAUGCUUUUAAUGUUAUAAAUUUGAGUUUCGCGAGCGGACUACAGGCAUACAAAACAAUAAUUUCAUAUUAUAUGUUUUUAAGAACAAUGAAUAGAGAUAGAAGUUGAGAACUGCAUCCAAAACAUAAAUUGUUCAAAUUUCGCACAAGUGAAAAUAUAAGGAUUAGUUUGAAAAUAUACAAACACAUUUAAUGUACCUA
Molecule: messenger RNA, 1901 nt
Organism: Psylliodes chrysocephalus
Lineage: Eukaryota; Metazoa; Arthropoda; Insecta; Coleoptera; Chrysomelidae
Source: the annotation of a GenBank genome assembly